AUGAGAAACAUUGUAUUCGCUUUUGUGUUUGUUGUCUUGUUUAGUUUUGUUAAAGCAGAUGUGCCAUCUCCAUCUCACAACUAUAAUGUGACAUUGCCAGAGCCAAAUGCACCUUACGUAGCUGGACAAAUGCUCCCUAUCAGUUACACGCUGCCUGAUGAUACUAAUUUACCUAAUCUACUAUCCUUGUCAGUGCUUUUCACUACCCAGGAUCCCUCUCUCAACUUUACAGGUAUUGUGAUUACUUCAAAUGCGGAUAUCUCUCAAGGCUUUAGUUUCAGACGAACACACAAUACAAUGGUUUACUUUGAGCAUCAACUAAGUUAUGCCAUACCAAACAACACAUUGCCUGGCAACUAUAUUGUAUUAUUUGUAGAUUCCAUCUCGAAAUCCAACACAUCUGUACCUAUCCUAGUUCGACCCUAUGCAGCCCCAGUUACUACACUGCCUACAAACCCCAAUAGAGCACAUCCUUCCAAUGGUGGGUCUAUAUUUGCUUACCACAGCAAUGAUGCUAAAGCGAAACAUCGCAGAAACUGGACACUAGCCAGCAGUUCAUUGGGCCUUUUGUUGAUUGCAUUUAGUGCACUGUAA
Molecule: messenger RNA, 594 nt
Organism: Mucor velutinosus
Lineage: Eukaryota; Fungi; Mucoromycota; Mucoromycetes; Mucorales; Mucoraceae
Exons: 3
Coding region: 1-594 (197 amino acids)
Source: RefSeq, a predicted model, not a curated record